This is a messenger RNA of Struthio camelus australis, 3645 nucleotides long. Lineage: Eukaryota; Metazoa; Chordata; Aves; Struthioniformes; Struthionidae. The record is from RefSeq and is a predicted model, not a curated record.
UCUGCCCCAGCCGCGCGGGUCUGGAGGCCCCUUUGGGGGAAAUCCUGGGCAUUUCUGGUUGAAAGUGGGGAAACUGAGGCACAGCAACAUGUGCUCAGUGCUAGCCUGGCUGCAGAGCCCAGUUGUCCCGCUCACUUGGGCACCGCCUGUUCCCGAGGCCUUGGGGCCAGCCCGGGAGAGGCUGGAAAACCCUGGAGCUGGUGGAGGGGAUGCUGCCAAACGCCGGCACCCGGAGUUUUGGCCCCAAAGGGCCACACCUGGGCUCAGAGGGGGUGGGGGGGUUGCAACCUCGCUUUCCCGUUCAUCCUAGCUCUGUUGCAAACCCCUUCGUCUCCCCGUGCCCAGCACAAGGCAGAGCUCGCCGCAGGACAGCGGGGGCAGCCAGGGCCGAGGCAGGGUUUGCUGGGAGAGCAAUGGCUCCGGCGGGAUGCAGGUGGAGCUGGAAAUAGGGAAGCAGGUCGAGGUAGUCGGCAGCGUCGGCAGCGUCGUGGGUAUCCACCCAAGGGUGGGGAAGAGGAGGUGGGGCUGUGCCACCUGUGGCUGGCCGGGAGCACAAAAGUGGAGGUGUCCGUACAGAGCCUGAGUUUAGCUUCUAAGCAGCUCUGAGGUCUGUAUUGAAAGGGUGAUAGGGGCUCUGCCUGGGUAGGGUUGAGAGCUUUGCUGCUGCUGCCGCCACUGCCUUCCUGGGCUGUGUAAUGAGGUGGGUCAGGCCUCUGCAGAGCCCUGUGUGCUUUUGGCUGGGCUGUAUCUCCAGCUGAAACCUGCCUAUUGCAGACCCAAAGCCCCUGUUCAGACCCUGGGUGGUGCCCAAGAGGGUGUUGGGUGGUUGGGACCCGGCCUGUGGUGAUGGGCAGUGGCUCAGGGAAGGCCGUGGAGGUUGUGUGAUGUCUGUGCCGGGAGAUGUUUAUCCCUGUGCCUGGAAAAGGAACAAGGGGAAAUGCUCCAUUGCCCCUGGAGAAGAAAGAGAGGAGAGAGUGAGGGCUCUUUCUUGCACUGCUGCUCUGGUGCAGAAGAGAUGCUCCUGGCUGCAUCCCUGUCACCAGACAGGCUCUCAGUCUGAGAGGAGUCCUCAUCUGGGCCACGUGUCUGCAGGGAUCCCCUAUGUCAGUGUCUCCCUUUCCUCCCCAGCUCACUCAGGACUCUGGCAUCUAAGUAGUGGCCUGGCAGGACGCAAAGGAUCAGGGACCUGUGACCUGCUGGUGGCCUGGGACAGGACUGGAUGGCAGCAGAUCAGCACUGUGGCUUGGCACUUGGGCUCCUCUGCCUAGCACCCUUGGGCAUCGCUGCUCUGUGCUCUGACCUCUCCCUGCUUCUCGAGGACACAUUGGGGAGGGGCUGUGUGUGAGGACUCUUUCUAGGGCUCUUUUGCCCUAGAAAUACAGCUUUUUCUGGGGAUUUCCUGGCUGAUACAAGAAGAGGCAUGAGGAAGGCUGUGGCUUUUAGCCAGAGGAGGUACUGCUCCUGGAAAGAGACUUUUUCCUAUCUGAGGGGAAAGGGCUGCUUUAAACUCGCUUCCUGCUUCUGCAGACUGUGAGGACUUGGCCCAGUGUAUCUACUAGGUCUCUUGGGGUCCAUCAAGAUGUCACCGUUUGCAGCAUGGGGAGGUCAAGUGAGGUUGGUGGAGGAAGGUGCUCAUGGUCUCCUGCCUCUGUGGUGGAGGCACAGAGAAAGCAUGGACCUCUGCAGGAGCUGUGGCUGAGGUGCAGAGCCGGAGCCAGCAAAGCCUAGGGAUGCACUGAGCAGGCAAUGCCACUGGCCUGGCACCAACAUCCCAGCUGUGUCAUGGCACGGCUGGUGUCUCAGGAUGUGACAAAAGGCCAAGACCGCUCCAGGGCUGUGCAGCUCUUACAAGUCUGGCACCGCAUGCUUGUCCUUGUGUCUUCCCUUUGCAGAGCCCAGGGAGCAGGUGGAGCAGUUACACUGGGAGUCUCCUGGCUGCUGAGAUCCCAAGGUCACAUCCUGCUGUCCUGGCUGUCAUCCCUGGCCCAGCACCCAGCAAGGAGCCAGCAGCACCAUGAUGUCCCAGACGGAAGCAGGUGAGGAGGCUUUUGAAUACUGUGAUGUUACCAUCAACAGCCAGGAGAAGGCUUCGGAUGUGUAUACCCAGCUGGAGAAGCUUGGAGAGGGGAAGUUUGGGAUGGUGUACAGGCUGCAGGAAAAGGCCACCGGGAAGAUCCGGGCUGGGAAGUAUUUCCGGACACGGAUGCCCAAAGAGAGGCAGGCGGCUCGGGCAGAGGUGGAGCUCAUGAACCUGCUGCAUCAUCCACGCCUCGUGCAGUGUCUCGCUGCCUUCCAGAGCCCUGAGGAGCUGGUGAUGGUGAUGGAGUACAUCGCGGGCAGGGAGCUCUUUGAACGGAUCGUGGAUGACGACUUUGAGCACACGGAGCCCAGCAGCAUCCAGUACGUGCGGCAGAUCCUGGAGGGGCUCCAGUACAUGCACAGCCAGGCCAUCGUCCACCUGGACCUCAAACCUGAGAACAUUGUCUGCGUCAGCCCGAGCAGCCACUGGCUCAAGAUCAUCGACUUUGGUCUGGCACGGAAACUGGCUCCAGACAACCCUGUGAAGGUGCUGCAUGGGACCCCUGAGUUUAUGGCUCCAGAAGUGGUCUCCUUUGAGCCUGUGGGGUUCACCACAGACAUGUGGAGCAUUGGUGUAAUCUGCUAUAUCCUGUUGAGUGGUGAGUCCCCCUUCCAGGGGGAAAAUGACAUGGAGACGCUGAGCAACAUCACAGCUGCCCAGUGGGAAUUUGAGGAAGAGACCUUCUCAGAGAUCUCCCAGCAGGCCAAAGACUUCAUCAGCCAGCUGCUGCAGAAGGAUGCCCGGUGCCGGCUCUCCAGCAAAGAGGCUCUGUUGCACUCCUGGUUGCAGCAGCCAGCACCCAGCAGCACAAAGGUGCUGUCAAAGGAGAGGAUUAAGCAGUUCCUGACUCGUCGCAAGUGGCAGAAAACAGGAAAAGCCCUGCUGGCUCUCAACAGACUGACCCUGCGCUCCCAAAACCUGGACAGGAAAGCAUUGGACACCCAGGAUGAAGAAGACCUGUGCUGCAGCCUGGAAGAGGACCAAGCCUUUGCACUUCUGCCCCAGCAGGGCCCCAGCUUCUCAAAGCCGUUGACAGACCAAGAGGCGGCGGAAGGUGGGAGCAUUUGUCUCCAGUGCCGCAUUGAAGGUGUCCCUGCCCUGGAGGUCACCUGGCUCCAGGAUUGCACUCCCCUCAAGGACAGUCCCCGUGUCCGCAUCAAGUGUGGGCCUGAUGGGUGCUGCAGCCUCACCAUCUUGGAGCUCACGCCAAAGGAUGCGGGGCGAUACGUGUGCAGGGCUGUCACGGCCACAGGAAAGGUGGAAACCAGUGCUGUGGUGGCUGUGCUCCCCCAGCAGGGGGACAGACAAGGCCUUCUCCAGUCCCAAGAGAGCUAGCAGGACACUGCUGAGAGCAGAGGUAUGGCCCAGUUCCCUCCUCUGCCAGGACCUGGCUGGCUGUCCCACUGUAGGCCCAGACCCCAGGACUUGCCUCUGGUGGGUGAGCUCUGGGGUUGGGGCUUCCACCCUGUCCCUGUGCUGGACCAAGGCCUUCCUGUCCACAUGGGCUCCUGUGCCAGCUGACUGCCAAGCUCUGCUCACUGUGUUUCACGAGGCCAAUAAAGCAU